Messenger RNA from Phoenix dactylifera (date palm), 3426 nucleotides. RefSeq names its product P-loop containing nucleoside triphosphate hydrolases superfamily protein. NCBI's taxonomy places the organism in Eukaryota, Viridiplantae, Streptophyta, Magnoliopsida, Arecales, Arecaceae. Gene Ontology annotation, biological process: mitotic spindle assembly; microtubule-based movement; spindle elongation. Gene Ontology annotation, cellular component: mitotic spindle; spindle microtubule. Gene Ontology annotation, molecular function: microtubule binding; ATP binding; plus-end-directed microtubule motor activity. The record is from RefSeq and is a predicted model, not a curated record.
GAGAGAGAGAUAGAGAGAGAGAGAGAGAGCUUUGUCUCCUUUCGUCGCCAUUAAAGGAGCUUCGAGGUCUCAGCAGCGCUCUCUCUUCUCUUCUGCGAUGGGAUCUCGCCACGAGAAAGAUAAGGCCGUAAACGUUCAGGUCCUCUUGCGCUGCAGGCCAUUCAACGAUGACGAGCUGAGGAAUAACGCGCCGCAGGUCGUGACCUGCAAUGAAUACCAGAGAGAGGUUGCCGUCACGCAGACUAUCGCAGGGAAGCAAAUUGAUAGGGUUUUUACGUUCGACAAGGUCUUUGGUCCCUCAGCUAAGCAGAAAGUUCUUUAUGACCAAGCAGUGAUUCCAAUUGUAAAUGAGGUCUUAGAGGGUUUCAACUGUACUAUAUUCGCUUAUGGUCAAACUGGCACAGGGAAAACUUACACAAUGGAAGGUGAAUGCAAAAGAGCUAAGAGUGGGCCUAAAGGCCAGUUACCUGCAGAUGCGGGUGUCAUACCAAGAGCUGUCAAACAGAUUUUUGACACGUUAGAAAGUCAAAAUGCUGAAUACAGUGUUAAGGUUACUUUCCUAGAGCUGUAUAAUGAGGAAAUCACCGAUUUGCUUGCUCCAGAAGAGUUGUCCAAAAUUUCUGUGGAGGACAAGCAGAAAAAGCCAUUACCUCUCAUGGAGGAUGGUAAAGGAGGUGUGUUGGUGAGAGGCCUAGAGGAAGAAAUAGUAACAAGUGCAGAUGAAAUAUUUUCACUUCUAGAAAGGGGGUCUGCAAAACGCCGUACUGCAGAGACUUUAUUAAACAAACAAUCCAGUCGGUCACAUUCUCUAUUUUCUAUUACCAUUCACAUCAAAGAGGCAACUCCAGAAGGUGAAGAGCUGAUCAAAUGUGGGAAACUAAAUUUGGUUGACCUUGCUGGGUCAGAGAAUAUUUCUCGUUCAGGUGCCAGGGAGGGUCGCGCAAGAGAAGCUGGAGAGAUAAACAAAAGCUUACUUACUCUGGGCCGUGUCAUUACUGCUCUUGUGGAACAUCUAGGACAUGUUCCCUACAGGGACAGCAAGCUGACACGGUUACUUCGUGAUUCACUGGGUGGAAGAACUAAGACAUGCAUAAUAGCUACUGUAUCACCAUCUGUACACUGUCUUGAGGAAACCCUUAGUACACUAGACUAUGCUCAUAGGGCGAAGAAUAUAAAGAACAGACCUGAGGUAAACCAAAAAAUGAUGAAAUGUACAUUAAUCAAAGAUCUCUAUGGAGAAAUUGAGCGUCUAAAAGCAGAGGUGUAUGCUGCUCGUGAGAAAGUUGGAGUUUACAUACCAAAAGAACGCUACCAUCAAGAAGAGAGCGAACGGAAGGCAAUGGCAGAACAAAUUGAACAAAUGGGGGUCUUGCUCGAAAACAAUCAAAAGCAAAUUGAGGAUCUACAAGAAAGGUAUAAUACUCAACUUCAACAGUCUGAUGACCUGAGCAAAAAGCUUGAUGCCACCGAGAAAAGUUUGGAGCACACUAGCAAGUUAUUGGCUGCUGCCAGAGAAGAUCUGAAGCAAGCUCAGUAUACUCUGAAGGAGAAAGAUUUUGUUAUAUCAGAGCAGAGGAAAGCAGAAAAUGCUUUGGCACAUCAAGCCUGUGUUCUGAGAUCCGACUUGGAAAAAUCUCUACGUGAUAAUGCUUCAUUGUUUUCUAAAAUAGCUAGAGAAGACAAACUGAAUACUGCCAACAGAUCUAUUGUGAACAAUUUUCGGGCUGAUCUUGCAACAAGGGUUGGAACACUUUGUAAUACUGUUGUUGCAUCCUUGGAUCGGCAAAAUGAACACCUUCAGUCUGUUGAGAAACUAUGUCAAUCUAGCCUUGAUUUCCAUGACAAGGCAGUAUCAGAGCUGAAAAGGAAAGUGUCAGCUUCAAGAGCUUUGUAUACUUCCCAUAUGGAAGCACUACAAAAUGUAGUGCGUUUGCAUAAGGCAAGCAGCAAUGCCAGCUUAGAAGAGAUGUCAUCCAUGAUUUCUGCCAAUACCUGCUCUCUUGAUCAGUUACUUGCCUUGGGGCAAAGCGAAGCAGAUCUGAUUUUUAGUGAUCUGCAAAGCAUAUUGUCAAUUCACCGAGGAGAGAUUGCAAAUUUCACCCGUGAACUUCGUGAGAAAUUUCAAGUUAAUUUGGAUCGGACAAAGGAGAUGUCCAAUUUUAUUCUUGAGCUGCUUGAAAAGAUAGGGAAGGGAACAAAAGAAUUUCAGAAUGACUCAACUUUGGUACAUGAGGCUCAGGUGAAGAGCAUUGCUGAUUUCCAAAAGGCAUAUGAGGUACACUGCUUGCAACAUGUUAUUAUCCAGUACUGCAAAUUUGUCUUCAUAGAGCAUCUAAUCAUUGAACACUGUAAGCAGGAACAAUCUAGAUCAGAAGAAGAGAAACUUUUAGCAGGCAUAACCAAUUUAGUGUCCAGUCACAUGCGCCGGCAGAAAGAACUGGUGGAAGUGAGGCUCACUGGACUGGGAGAUGCUGCUCGAGAUAGCAAAGCAAUUAUGGAUAACCAUGCAUCAUCAAUGGACAUCGUCACAACUGAUGCUAAGAGGAAGUGGGAAGAAUAUUCCAAGCAGGCAGAGCAAGAUUCAGAGGACGGUUCUAACUUUUCAGCAGCAAAACAUUGUCGCAUGGAACUCAUGCUCCAACAGUGUGUAAACUCUGUUGAUGCUACUUCUCAACAGUGGAAGAAGACACAUGCAUCUGUUAGUGAGAUGAGCAGCAAACACGUUGCUGAAAUUGAAGCACUUGUAAGGAGUGCCAUUGAGAGCAAUGAUCAGCAUGAUGCUGAGGUUGCUUCAGCAAGAAUGGCAGCAGAAGAGGAUGUAGCGAAAAAUAGCAAAGAUGUUCUUCAGCAUUUUGAUACUGUGAUUGAUCAUGAGCGCAACUCAGCCGCUGGAGUGAUGGCAGCAGUCGAAGCUCACUCAGCAACCCUGCAUAAACUGCAAGAGGAACAAUCAAGCCAGGCAACAGAGAUUAAUAGCCAUGCGGAGGACACAUUCCAAAACACCUACAUGGACUAUGAACCAACGGGAGAAACCCCAACAAGGUCGGAACCAGAUAUACCAAGCAGGGGAACAAUCGAAUCUCUUCGAGCCAUGCCGAUAGAAGCCCUCCUUGAAGAGUUCCGGGAGAACCAUCCAUACGAGUCCAAGGAGCCCAAACCGUCUCUCAUACCACGCUCUCCACUCGUCCAGCUCAACUGAUUGAUACCUAUUCGACCUCAAAGCAUCAUGGAAGUUGGGUUUUUCUCCCUCUAUUUCUUUGGAGUUCCUUCCCUCAUUUCACGUACUGUAAUUUUAUCAUCUGCUGGUAUAAAUUUAAAGCCAGGGAGGGAGCUAACUUAGCUCCCCAUUCUAUCCAUUUGUACUAUUGUGAUGUAUGGAAGAAAGAGAAAACAAAGCAAAAGAGUGCAAUAUUUGUGUGACCGCAA